Molecule: messenger RNA, 6193 nt
Organism: Peromyscus maniculatus bairdii (prairie deer mouse)
Lineage: Eukaryota; Metazoa; Chordata; Mammalia; Rodentia; Cricetidae
Gene: Map3k21
Product: mitogen-activated protein kinase kinase kinase 21
Biological process (GO): protein phosphorylation
Molecular function (GO): protein binding; ATP binding; JUN kinase kinase kinase activity
Source: RefSeq, a predicted model, not a curated record
ACCUGGAGGACCGAGUCGCUAAAGGAGGCGGGGCUGGGGGGCGUCUACUGGGGAGCGCGCGGGAGUCCACGUCAGGCCCAGCACCGCCACCCGGCAUCUGCGCCAGCGGCAGAAGGAAAGCUAGCCAAACAAGGGGCAGAGCUGAGGCCAAAGCCCUCGGGGAGUGGGCGUGACCUCUGUUGUCCCGCUCAAUCCCUGCACCCCUUCCCUGUUGGCUUGGACCGAUGAAGCGCACCGUUGGAGGCCAGGGAAGCUGAGGUGGUGGCUAGGGCUCUUGGACCACCAGCGACCUCUCAAUCGCCCCUAUGGCACUACCUGGAGCCGAGGGCACGGCAGACACGCCACGGUCCCCAGGCCGGGGCGACUCGGGGUGCUCCUCCUCCGGGAUGUGGGCCGCACUUUAUGACUUCGAUGCGCGCGGCGAGGACGAGCUGAGCCUGAGGCGCGGCCAGCUGGUGGAGGUGCUGUCCCAGGACGCGGCGGUGUCAGGCGACGAGGGCUGGUGGGCCGGCCAAGUGCAGAGACGCCUGGGCAUCUUUCCCGCCAGCUACGUGGCGCCGUGUGGCCCGGUGCCGCCGCCUGCGCCGCCCCUGCCGCAGCCCUACUCACCGGUGCAUGUGGACUUCGAGCGCCUGGAGCUCAAGGAGCUGAUCGGAGCUGGCGGCUUCGGCCAGGUGUACCGAGCCACUUGGCAGGGCCAGGAGGUGGCGGUGAAGGCGGCACGCCGGGACCCUGAGCAGGACGCGGCGGCGGCGGCCGAGAGCGUACGGCGCGAGGCGCGGCUCUUUGCCAUGCUGCGGCACCCUAACAUCAUCCAGCUGCGGGGUGUGUGCCUACAGCAGCCGCACCUCUGCCUGGUGCUGGAGUUCGCGCGCGGCGGGGCACUCAACCGCGCGCUGGCAGCCGCCGCACCGGAUCCCCGAGCUCCAGGCCCCCGCCGCGCACGCCGCAUCCCCCCUCACGUGCUGGUCAACUGGGCGGUGCAGAUUGCCCGCGGUAUGCUCUACCUGCAUGAGGAGGCUGUGGUGCCUAUUCUGCACCGCGACCUCAAGUCCAGCAACAUUUUGCUGCUGGAGAAGAUUGAGCAUGAUGAUAUUUGCAACAAGACACUGAAGAUCACGGACUUUGGGCUGGCGAGGGAGUGGCACAGGACCACCAGGAUGAGUGCCGCAGGGACCUACGCCUGGAUGGCUCCUGAGGUCAUCAGGUCCUCCCUGUUCUCCAAGGGCAGUGACAUCUGGAGCUAUGGGGUGCUGCUGUGGGAGCUGCUUACAGGCGAGGUCCCUUACCGUGGCAUCGAUGGACUGGCUGUGGCGUACGGGGUGGCCGUCAACAAGCUCACACUGCCCAUCCCAUCCACCUGCCCUGAGCCAUUUGCAAAGCUCAUGAAAGAAUGCUGGGAACAAGACCCUCAUAUCCGCCCUUCGUUUGCCUUAAUUCUUCAACAGCUGACUGCCAUUGAAGGGGCGGUAGCGACCGAGAUGCCCCAGGAGUCUUUCCAUUCCAUGCAGGAAGACUGGAAACUGGAGAUUCAGCAAAUGUUCAGCGAGCUUCGAACCAAGGAGAAGGAGCUGCGAUCCCGGGAGGAGGAGCUGAGUCGAGCCGCCCUGCAGCAGAAAUCCCAGGAACUGCUGCUCAGACGCCGUGAGCAGCAGCUCGCAGAGCGUGAGAUCGAUGUGCUGGAGCGGGAGCUGAAUGUCCUCAUCUUCCAGCUGAACCAGGAGGCUCCGCACGUGAAGAAGAGAAAGGGGAAGUUCAGGAGGGGCCGGCUGAGGCUGAAAGAUGGCCACCGCAUCAGCCUGCCCUCAGAUUUCCAGCACAAGAUCACAGUGCAGGCCUCCCCAACCCUGGACAAGCGCCGGAGUUCAGACAGCCGACUCUGCAGCCCACCCAGCAGCCCCUUGAUGCUCCCCCGCCUCCGAGCUAUCCAGUUGACUUCAGAUGAAAGCAAUAAACCCCGGGGGCGGAAUGUGGUCUUCCGACAAGAAGACUUCGAAGAUGUGAAAAGGAAUUUCAAGAAAAGAGGUUGUACGUGGGGACCAAGCUCCAUUCAAGUGAAAGAAAAACCAGAGGGCCGAGAGCGGGUCAGGCCUCUCUCAGAUGGCAACAGCCCUUGGUCGUCUCUUUUAAUAAAAAGUCAGAAAACUACACCUUUGGCUUCAUUGUUUGUGGAUCAGCCAGGAUCCUGCGAAGAGCUGAAACUUGUCCCUGAUGGAUUGGAACAUAGAAAACCAAAGCAGAUGAAGAUCCCUGGCCAGGCCUAUGUUGGUCUGCCUCUUUGCAAAGACAGCCAGAGAGAGCACCCCGUAGAGGCUGAGAGUCGGGAGGAGGAACCCUCUAAAGGUUCCCCAGUGAACAACGUGGGUGCACCCACGCUGAGGAAGAGAACAGAGACUGCUCUGUACGAGUGUGGGGUGCUGUUGGCAUCGCUGGCUUUGGGCCUGGAUGUCAGGAAACUACACAGAACCCAGGCCCCCAAAAAGCCAUCACUCAAAGAGGGAAAGAAGCCAGAAGGCACUCUUCAGUGGGUCUCUAAAUGCCAAACAAGUACCAGUCCACUUCUGAGACAGCCAUCUGCAGGCAGGGCAUCCAGUGAUGACCCCUCUCUCCUGGCACCAAGUGCCACAAGCCUUUCCUCGAAGUCUUCUCUCUCCACGAAGUGCUUGCUGCAGGCUGAUGAAGAGGAGCCAUCUUUGGGGAUCACUCAGAUCUCUUGUGGUCCCACAAUGCUCACUCCAGAACCCUGUUCUGCUACCCCAGAAAGCAGCUGCGAACUCAUCCCUGGACCAAGACUUAAGAAUGACUAUGGUAUCUUGAGAGGCAUGUCACCUGCCCUACUGGAGCAGACAGGGGAGAAGCUGCCAGCCUGUGCUACUGUAGGAGACAAAGAAUGCCAUCAUGCAUGGAUGGGAUCCAAAGAAACUCCAUUCCUGCCUCAAGGUGCCCAUGGAGACUCUGGACCACCACACUCUGCCUCGCCUGGCCCUCAGAGUGAGCUGGCAAGCCAGGACUCUCCUGUGAAACCCCAAGGUGUUCUGGCCAAGCAUCAGACAUGCCCUGCUGCACCACAAAGUUCACAUACUCCUUCGCUGAGGACAGCAUCUCCUCCCGUCUGGGCCUGUGACAUGGAACAUGCAGUACCAGCCCUUGCCUGUCUCCUUGGUGCCCAGGAGAGAAGCAGGUGCCAGGCACCUUCCUUACUGGACGCCAAUGUGGAAGGUCAGAGGAAGGACUGUGCCACAUCCUUGUGUAGAGUGAGGAGUGUGACGUGCCAGCCGUCCAUCUAUGCCCUGGAGAAAGACUUUCUGACCUGAGUGCCUUUGCCCUCCCAGCAUUACCAUUUGAGGUGGACACAAUGAGGCACUGUGCCUUUGUGCCGUGGCUCACACUUGUGGCCCAAGAGGCUAGUGGCAGAUGUGACUCUGAGGUGUACCAGUGACUGCCGUGGGCUGUCCAUAUUAUGUCCACUGGAUGCUAGUUACCCAGUGACUUGAAAUGCACAGAUGUUCAGUCAGCUGAGGUGGGGUCAUCGUGGCCAGCUUCCACGCUUCGUUCUCGUGGGUGUCUUGCCCACCGGGACACGGCAAAACUGCAGUGACCAACCCUCUUCGCUUCCUCCCCUCAUCCUUGUUCUCUUUUCUUGUCCUUUUGGGUGUUUGUUUGUUUUUUGUACAAUAAAAGCCAAGAAAUGGCUAUUCAUGUCUUGGCAAUAAUAAUGUGAUGUUAGGAAGUAAAGAUAUUUAUUUAUAGAAGGGAAAAGGGUUCUAUUGAUUGGAGUUAAUCUGGAGUCCUAUUUAAACUACCCAGAGAAAGCAGUGGCCUUGUAAUGUGAGAGUAUGUCCAGUUGACUCCUGAAUUCACAGACCAUCCUCUUCCAGGAGGUUCUACUAAAUGUAACUUAUAAAAGUUUUACUGAGGCCCGGAGAGAUGGCUCAACAGUUGAGCAUGCAUAUAGCUCUGUUGGAGGACCCAAAUUCAGUCCCCAGCACCCACGUCAGAUGGCUCACGACUGCCUGUGACUUCAGUUCCAGGGCAUCUAAUGCCCUCUCCUGGCUUCCACGGGAGCUGCACACAUGCAUAUGCCACCACACAGACACAUAAUUAAAAGUCAAAAUAUUUUUUUAAAGUUUUAUUGAAUGUAACUAUAUUGCUAUUUUUGUGUCACGUGACUAAAAUACCCUUAAAGGGGGGGGGGAUUACUUAUUUUGUUCAUGAUUUCAGAGGGAUCAAUUCAGCCUUGAGGAGGGAGGACCUGGUUGGGUGGCUCACACCAUGGUGGACAGCAAGCCGAAACAGGCAAGGAUGCACCCUCACUGAACUUCUCUCCCCGGUUUCUGUAGCCUCCCCAAACAGUACCACGACCUGAGGACCAAACGUGUGCCCAUGGAAGAUGUUUCAGAUUCAGAGCUCAGCAGUAAUUGCCAAGCAUCAGCUGAGAUCAGGAAUUACUGUUUGGCCAUCAUCACAUUUUGUGCCCUGCACAAGGCUGCUCUGUAGGUUUCCCUGCAGAAACCGUCUCUUCCUUCAUUAGUAGCCAGAGGUGGGAAAUUUCUUCACGCUGCAGCCGAGUCUUUAAAAAUUAAAUUAUCCAUGGCUAGCUGUGUUUGAAGAGCCUAUGUGCUGUGGACAUACAUAUUGUGUGAUUUUAUUUUUCUCUGAGCCUGCAGUUUUCCCGGCACUAACCACACUGCCAGCGCAGGAGAUGGCAGGACUUUUGUGUGUGUGUGGGGGGGUCCACUUUGAGCCAUUUCACAUUUCAUUUAACUCCGAGUAAACUUGGGCAUCUGUGGGGCUGAACAGGCAUGGCAGGAAGACACUAUGAUUUCUGGAAGCACUUCUAAAAUGUGUCUUUGAGCCGGGUGGUGGUGGCACAUACCUUUAAUCCCAGCACUCGGGAGGCAGAGCCAGGUGGAUCUCUGUGAGUUCAAGGCCAGCCUGGUCUACAGAGCAAGAUCCAGGACAGGCAGAGAGAAACCCUGUCUUGAAAAACAAAACAAAAGAAAAAAAAAAAACAAAAAAGAAACUACUAAUAAAAAAUAAAAAUAAAAAGUGUCUUUGGAUAGUAGGUGGGAUUGGAAACAACUUCAAGUUAUUUAUGUAUCACUUUCAUAAUUUCACAAAUAGAGUGCCACAUUGUUGAGAAGGGGUGGCUUUUCUGGAGCUUGGUGAAUUUGCCUGGGUCUUGUGACUACCAUAAUCCCCUUCUGUCACCAGAAUUAGUUAUUUGAGGGACAGGCAGUAAAUAUUUAAAGUGUGACACACAGCAGGAAACUAAAUUAUCAAUAACCCUUUCAUUUAAAGGUGUUUUAUUUAAAGUUGUGUCUUAGUUUAUCAAAUAAUGACAGAAAUCUGAAGGGAAUGAUAUCAGGUGCAUGACAUCUGAGUCACAUACAGGUUUGUGAGCAGGUGACCUGCAGGGAGAUCUCAUUGCUGGCUCUAGGCAGAAGGUUUCAGAUGCGUGGAGCAAAAUCUCAGGCUUUCACCAGACCUGUUCUGUUGUUUUCUGCCCUCCGAUUCUGCUUCUCCUCAGUUGUUAUUAAAUGGUGUGAGAGGGAUGUGGUUUGCUCGACAUUUGUCACGUUGGAUAGGCCAGUGGGCUGCUUCUUUUCAACCAAUCAUUUGAAGGGAAACUAAAAUUUAAAGAGAUAUCCCAAAUACCCAGGGCAUGGAAGGGAAAUACGGAAAUGGUUUUUAAAUACAGAACUUAGCUUUGCUCCUGUCCCAGCAUCCCAUGCGUGGGGUGUGCAGGUGAUGGAGAUGGUGGAACUGGGCCUGUUAGCUGUGUCUGUCUUUCCACCGUGCCCUUUCCCACUCUGUGUUCCAGCCUCCCUUCCCGUCAUUCUGUUCAACUCUGAUGAAUUUAGAAAUGAAGCCAUGCGAAAACGAUCAUUUCAAUAUAAGGAGUCAGUCUGACUCACUGUUGCUGGGGGUUACCUGCGCCGAGGGUCGCUGAGGGCACACCUGUGGUUUUCUGUGCAUGCUGCACACCUGGCAGAGCCUGGCUGUUCAUUUUCUCUAGACCUCAGCAAACUGGGGGAUCCUUUAAUCUGGUUCCUGUUAAUCCAUACUGGGCUUUCCCCUCCCACGGCAGAGACUGACAGCUGGGGGCUGAUACGCUAUAUUCAGAAGCCUGUGGCUGACAAAAAUGUUUACAUAUGUUGUCUAUUUUUUAAUAAACCUUUUAUAGCUUGUC